This is a messenger RNA of Oreochromis niloticus (Nile tilapia), 1122 nucleotides long. RefSeq names its product SMG9 nonsense mediated mRNA decay factor (gene smg9). The record is from RefSeq and is a predicted model, not a curated record. Gene Ontology annotation, biological process: nuclear-transcribed mRNA catabolic process, nonsense-mediated decay. NCBI's taxonomy places the organism in Eukaryota, Metazoa, Chordata, Actinopteri, Cichliformes, Cichlidae.
UACAAAACAGAUUUCCAGGCGGGUGGAACAUUAGCGCUUUCCUUAUCCGCUCAGUUGAACUGUACACGGCAAACGCCAAGCCCCGAAAUAAACACUUCACCAGGAAGCUUUGGCUAGCGUUGUUUAUAACCACAGUUAGGUUUGAGUUAUAAUGAUAGCUCCUAGCUAAUUGUUACGUUUAAAUGUUAACGAUAUUUAAAGCCAUACAUUGAGACGUCGGUAUUAGAGCUGUUCCAGGUGAGUCGCGAUAUGUCCGAGUCCGGUCACAGUCAACCCGGCAUGUAUGGGCAAGGCCGCAGGAGGAGGCGACGCCGAGGGGACAGAGAUGUUGGCCCUCCGGGACAAAACCUGUCCGGACCCAGUCGAGAUCGGGAUUACCAACCGAGGGAGCGAAGGGAUGGAAGCGAGGAUCCACCAGGUCCUCUCAUUCAGAAGACCCCCAUCAUUCUUGCAAAACCUCCCGGGGAAAGGGCUAAGCCCUCACAGAAUACACCUGUCAGUGGAGCACCAGUCCUGGAGAAGCCCAUCAUGCUAAUGAAGGCCAGGGACGAUGGAGGGAAGCCAGGGACACCUACUGAGUCGGCUGCUCAGUCCUCUGGUCCACCCUCUAAGAUAGAGAGGGAAGGGCAGCGACCUACCCAGCCUGUAUACCAGAUCCAAAACAGAGGAAUGAGUGCUUCUGCAUCGAGCGGUGCAUUGGACCCCAUGGUCGGGCAGUCCAAACUCCUUCCUCCAGAGAAAAUGAAGCACAGCAUUAAACUGGUGGAUGAUCAGAUGAAUUGGUGUGACAGUGCCAUGGAGUAUUUGAGGGACCAGACAGACAUGUUGGUGGUGGGAGUUAUUGGCUUGCAGGGAACUGGGAAAUCCACCAUCAUGUCGCUGUUAUCUGCCAACACUCCUGAGGAAGAUCAAAGGAGUUUUGUAUUCAGACCACAGACUCAAGAAAUCAAGGAAAGAGGCGGAAAUCAGAGCACAGGGAUUGAUUUCUUCAUCACACAGGAGAGAGUUAUCUUCUUGGAUACGCAGCCAAUGCUAAGCCCAUCAAUUCUGGAUCAUCUUAUCAACAAUGAUCGGAAGUUACCUCCAGAAUACAAUCUUCCUCAUACAUAUGUUGAGAUGCAG